AAAUCUUUCUUGAACCACAGAAGCUAAUGGAUUCUCACAGAAACCACUAAAAAAAAUGCCUUUUAGGUCCAACAGUGAUGACAGGUUUCCUUCUCAACAGGAUCAGAUAUAAUACACAACUACACAUGUAUCGCCUCUCAUUCAUUUCCAUGAAGCCUCAGUCAUAUUUGGUUCCAUGUGUGUCGAAGGUGACCCACCCAGGGCUGUUGAAAAUCAGUGGUCUGCAGGAGGGAGUUUACACCUUCCAGAUGACGGUCACUGACAUGGCUGGACAAAAGAGUUCAGACAACGUCUCCGUCACGGUCCUGCCCCCGAAACACCAGGCAGAAGUUUGCACUGGUCAUUGUUCAAACUACCAGUUCAGGUGUGACGACGGCUGCUGUAUCGACAUCACCUACACCUGCGAUGGGAAGCAGCACUGUCCUGAUCGCUCUGAUGAGGAUUUCUGCCCAAACUUCGACAGCAGCAGGAAGUCAGUGAGCCAUCCUACUCAUAUGAUUGGUCCUCAGUGGUCUAGAGAGGAGACGCUGGAUGGGUCAGUGUCAGUGUCCCAGAAUGGGCUCAGGAAGACAAUUGAGGACAUUGUCCAACCUCAGGACCGAACCAAAACAGCUCCUCCUCAAAGCAACAGUGAGCAGAAAACUUCAGUCAGUCAAGGUGACACGGUUCAGUCCGUUCAAAUGUGAAGGUAUCGCUCUGGUAACACAGCAGGAGAAGUUAGCAGCAGCUUUCAAACUUCAACUUCUUCCACUGCUGUUCUUUAUUCAGUAGCAUUGUGCAGAGAUGGAUUAAGUCAGGCAUAAAGCAGAUGGAGCCGCCGUCGUCGACCACUGAA
Molecule: messenger RNA, 835 nt
Organism: Cynoglossus semilaevis (tongue sole)
Lineage: Eukaryota; Metazoa; Chordata; Actinopteri; Pleuronectiformes; Cynoglossidae
Product: low-density lipoprotein receptor-related protein 4-like
Exons: 3
Coding region: 78-686 (202 amino acids)
Molecular function (GO): protein binding
Source: RefSeq, a predicted model, not a curated record